Molecule: messenger RNA, 3093 nt
Organism: Neopelma chrysocephalum (saffron-crested tyrant-manakin)
Lineage: Eukaryota; Metazoa; Chordata; Aves; Passeriformes; Pipridae
Gene: EIF3B
Product: eukaryotic translation initiation factor 3 subunit B
Exons: 19
Coding region: 58-2496 (812 amino acids)
Biological process (GO): translational initiation
Cellular component (GO): eukaryotic translation initiation factor 3 complex
Molecular function (GO): translation initiation factor activity; RNA binding; translation initiation factor binding
Source: RefSeq, a predicted model, not a curated record
UCCGACCGACCGGGCACCGGCACCGAGCACCAGGCACCGCGCCCGCCGCCGACCCCCAUGCAGGACACCGAGGAGAGCCCGGCGGCCGCCGCGCCACCCGGCGCGGAGGGCCCCGCCGAGGACCCCGAGCACACGGACGCGCCCGCGCCGCCGGCGGAGCCGCCGCCGCAGCAGCAGGAGCAGCAGGAGGAGGAGGAGGAAGAAGAGGAGGAGGAGGAUAAUGAUGAUGGAGGCGAGUCCGAGGCGCCGCCGGGGCCCCCCGAGCCGCCGCCGCCCGCCGAGGAGCCCGAGCAGGAGCAGCCGCCGGCGGAGCCGAAGCCGCCGUCCGGCCGGGAGAGCCCCGCCAAGGCCGAGCCCGAGCCCGAGGCCGAGCCCCAGGCCGGGGCCGAGCCCGCGGCGGAGCCCCAGCCCGAGCAGCCGCCGCCGGCCCAGGCCGAGCCCAGCGCGGCGCAGCAGAACGGGGAGGCCGCGCCCGCCGCCCCCGCCGAGCCCGAGGACGAGAUUUCCUUCAGCGACCCCGAGGACUUCGUGGACGACAUCAGCGACGAAGAACUGCUUGGUGAUAUACUGAAAGAUCAGCCACAGGAAGCAGAUGGGAUAGACUCGGUGAUCGUCGUGGAUAACGUUCCCCAGGUUGGGCCAGACCGACUUGAGAAACUGAAGAAUGUCAUCCACAAAAUAUUUUCCAAGUUUGGUAAAAUUAUCAAUGAAUUUUAUCCAGAAGCAGACGGAAAAACAAAAGGGUACAUCUUUCUGGAGUACAUGUCUCCAUCUCACGCAGUGGAUGCUGUGAAGAACGCAGAUGGAUACAAACUGGAUAAGCAGCACACCUUCAGAGUCAACCUUUUCACAGACUUUGAUAAGUACAUGACAAUCAGUGAUGAGUGGGAAAUCCCUGAGAAACAGCCAUUUAAGGAUUUGGGGAAUCUCCGAUACUGGUUGGAAGAUCCUGAUUGUAGGGAUCAGUACAGUGUCAUCUUUGAGUCAGGAGACCGGACCUCCAUUUUUUGGAAUGACAUCAAGGAACCUGUUCAAAUUGAGGACAGAGCAAGGUGGACGGAGACCUACGUGCGUUGGUCCCCAAAAGGUACCUACUUGGCCACGUUCCACCAGAGAGGCAUCGCACUGUGGGGUGGAGAGAAGUUCAAGCAGAUUCAGAGGUUUAGUCACCAAGGAGUGCAGCUUAUUGACUUCUCACCUUGUGAAAGGUAUUUAGUGACCUUCAGCCCUUUGAUGGACACACAGGAUGACCCUCAGGCCAUCAUCAUCUGGGAUAUUCUGACUGGCCAAAAGAAGCGAGGAUUCCACUGUGAAAACUCAGCUCACUGGCCUAUUUUUAAAUGGAGUCAUGAUGGUAAAUUCUUUGCUCGAAUGACUUCAGAUACCCUCAGCAUCUAUGAAACACCUUCUAUGGGUUUGUUGGACAAAAAGAGCUUGAAAAUCAAUGGGAUAAGAGAUUUCUCAUGGUCUCCAGGUGGUAACAUAAUUGCUUUCUGGGUGCCUGAGGACAAAGACAUCCCAGCAAGAGUGACUUUGAUGCAGCUGCCUUCUAGACAAGAAAUUCGUGUGCGGAAUUUGUUCAACGUAGUAGAUUGUAAACUGCACUGGCAGAAGAACGGGGACUACCUGUGUGUGAAGGUAGACAGGACUCCCAAAGGCACACAGGGAGUAGUGACCAACUUUGAAAUAUUCCGCAUGAGAGAGAAACAGGUGCCAGUGGAUGUGGUAGAAAUGAAAGAAAGCAUCAUAGCCUUUGCUUGGGAACCAAAUGGAAGCAAGUUUGCUGUGUUGCAUGGAGAAACUCCACGAAUUUCAGUUUCCUUUUACCACGUUAAAAACAAUGGGAAAAUAGAACUCAUAAAAACGUUUGACAAACAGCAGGCGAACACGAUAUUCUGGAGUCCCCAAGGGCAGUUUGUAGUGUUGGCUGGCCUCAGAAGUAUGAAUGGUGCCUUAGCAUUUGUUGAUACGUCCGACUGCACCAUGAUGAACAUCGCGGAACACUACACGGCCUCAGACGUGGAAUGGGAUCCCACGGGCAGAUACAUCGUGACUUCUGUGUCUUGGUGGAGCCACAAGGUGGACAAUGCCUAUUGGUUAUGGACCUUCCAAGGCCGUCUGCUUCAGAAAAACAAUAAAGACAGGUUCUGUCAGCUGCUCUGGAGACCACGACCAGCUACCCUGCUCAGUGAGGAUCAGAUAAAGCAAAUUAAGAAGGACCUGAAGAAAUACUCGAAGAUAUUUGAGCAGAAGGAUCGCCUGAGCCAGUCCAAAGCUUCAAAGGAGUUGGUGGAGAGGAGGCGCACGAUGAUGGAGGAGUUCAGGAAGUACCGCAAGAUGGCACAAGAGCUGUACAUGGAGCAGCGGAACGAGCGCCUGGAGCUCCGCGGAGGGGUAGACACAGAUGAGCUGGACAGCAAUGUUGAUGACUGGGAGGAGGAGACUGUGGAAUUUUUUAUCAAUGAAGAAAUUAUUACCCUUGCAGAACCAGAGUAAUUAAUAAAACUGUGCACCACCAGAUCUUGUGCUGAAAAGAAGUUUGUUCAUUUUCCGAAAGCCUAUAUCAACUUUGGAAUUCUUUAUCCAUAUUCUUGCACUCUGGAAGGGUGGAUGCAUCAGAUUUUCUCCAUUCUGACACAUUGUAGUGCCUUUAAGUCUUGCUGCCUGCUGCAGCGAGAUACUGGAAAGGCGCUGCUUUUAAAUCUUUAUUCUUUAUUUUUAUUUUUUUUUUUUAGGGUUUGAUUAUUAAUUUUUUUCUUUUUAAAUCCACUACUACCAGUAUUUACUUCCUGAGCCCCGUGCAGUCCUUACCAGCUGGCAGUUUUUGCCUAUUGCCAGUGAGGUGGGAUUCACCAAUGCACCUCUGUCUCACACGCACGAUGUUCCAGUUUCAGGACUCUUUCCGUGUCCCGAGGGCAUGGACAGGUGUUCAUUUUGUUUGGGGAAAAGUCAGCAGAACCAUUUCUUGUAUGAUGUGUCUUAGUGUGCUGAAGCAGCACUACAGUGGGCUAUAUCCUCCUCCUUUCAGAUUGUGAAAGGAUACCUCUCCCUCAAAGAGCUGAAUAUGGAAAUAAAAGCAGACCUAUACUAAAA